Molecule: messenger RNA, 2592 nt
Organism: Trichoplax adhaerens
Lineage: Eukaryota; Metazoa; Placozoa; Uniplacotomia; Trichoplacea; Trichoplacidae
Exons: 1
Coding region: 1-2592 (863 amino acids)
Molecular function (GO): ADP binding
Source: RefSeq, a predicted model, not a curated record
AUGGCGAAACCGUUCAAUUUCUUAACGCUGUUGGAUGACAUUCAAUGCCAUCUUGUGAAUAAGCAAUUGGAUGAAGCAAACGAGCUCAUUCAUUUAAUCCAUUCCAAAUCUACUAUUGAAGAUGUAGCGACUCCUCUUUUAAUUAUCUCGAAAGCGAUUCAAAUCGCUGAAAGUCAAAGUCAGCUAUUAAGUACGAAUGUUCUAUAUCGAUUGGUUCGCUUUGCUCGUGAGAUUGCUGUUUUUUCCACUAAUCGCCAUAAUCUUAAUACCGAUCAGGGAGAUACUAAGAAUAUUAUGAACGCUGUUAAUACCCUAAUUGAUACAAUUCAUAAAUUUUUCAAACAUUUAGUUAAGCCUAAUUAUUCUUGUACAGUCGAUGCUUCGCCAUAUUUAAUCUUUGCUGAGCUUGAUAUUAUUUACCAUUUGAUACAAGAUGCUAUCGAUAGUAAAGCUGGCGAUAACAAUCCAUUUAAUAUUCGCGACUUAUAUCAUAAGGCCUUUAAAAUUGUACAAGAAGGGCUUAAAGUUGGUUGUAAACCAUUAGAAAUGCUAGCGAGUGAGCUAAACACUAUCCUUUGGAACCAUCAAUCUUAUAAAAUCUAUUAUAUUGGUAUGGACAUUAUGUGUCAGAUAGCUUGCUGUAAUCAAUGUAGCGAUUAUCAGCGACAAAUUGCUUAUUGUGGAUUAGAAGUCAACAACGAUAGUGGCUCUGCAACCAUAAUUCGAGCUUUCAGUUAUUUCUGGGAGAAAUUUUCGGAAUCUGACAAUAUGCUGAAAACAUCAAGUCUUCAAUCCAACAUUAUUAUUCAAAAAUGGUUAAAUGACACUAUAAGCCUCCUACAAUCCCCAGAGCUACCUUUGACUGUACAAGAAAAGAUUAAAUUAGAUAUAUGUCGAGCUGCUGAUUGCGAUUAUCCUUAUAUCGGUUACUUGUUGCACCAUUAUAGGAAACAAAUUAAGCCAUUUUUAAGAGAAAAUGUGCCGAUAAAAUUAGAAAAAUUGCUAUCAGCUGAAGAAAUUGAAAACAUCCAACUGUCAAAAUUUGAAAUAAAUUCAUCUCAAUCGCUACUCCCUGUUAUUACUAAUUUACCAAUAUGCGAAGAUUUAUUACCGCGCGACCACUACAUUCAUGAAUUACACGAAAAUCUUAAGCGUAAGCAUCAAUGCCAAAUCACUCAGGCAUCAACCAUUGGAAUGGGUGGCGUUGGAAAAUCAUCUGUAGCUAUACUCUACGCUCAACAAUAUCAAGAAAAUUAUGAUUUAAUUCGAUGGUUUCAUGCUGAAACUGAAAUAUCAUUGCAAUAUGGCAUGGUCAUACUUGCAAAAGACAUUGUCGACAAAGGAAAGAAUAUCGAUCCGAUUAGAUAUGAAAAAAUCGCAAGGGUUCGAUAUUGGUUCAAUGAAUAUUCAAAGCAGCAUCCAGAAAUCUUUAAAACCUCUGACGAUGGAAAAAUGAUCACAGUUGCGUCUGAAUCCUACAAUGACAAAGGAGGAAUCAUUGAAAAACUUGUUACUGCAACCAUGGAAUUUAUAGUCAGUUAUUGCCGCUACUUACUUAUCUACGAUAAUGCCGAUAGUAAAGACAAGGUGCAACGAUACUUACCUAAAAAAACAGGUAAUGGCCAUGUUGUAAUUACAUCAAGGCAUAGAGAAUGGACUGAUGAUAUCGACUACGUUGAAGUGGAGGUCUUUAACCGUGAAGAAUCUACCGCUUAUUUAUUACAGCGUACUAAAUCAGAUGACAAAGAAGCAGCGAAUGCAAUAUCCGAAUUGGUUGGUGAUUUGCCUCUAGCGUUAGCGCAAGUAGCCGCAUGUAUCCGACGGACCGGUCUUAAACUCACAGGUUAUCUAAGCAAAUUGAAAAAUGAAGAACAAAACCUUUGGAAGGGAAAAUUUGGCCCAUCAUACUAUCGAAAAUACAUUGAAACUUCAACUGGACAAGUCAAGUUAAGUGAGCCUUUGACACAUAUCACUACGUGGACAUUAACUUUGUCACAGUUGUUAGAGCAACACCCUAUUGUUGAGCAUAUUAUGAUUUUAAUUGGCUAUAUUGCGGCUGAUAAUAUUGCAGAUUCUUUUCUGUAUGAGUUUUGCCAACAGCAAGAUCCUAAUAUUACAAAGAGCGAUUUCGAUGAAGGAAUUUUAGCACUGAUUGAUUACAAUAUCUUACAUAUAUCGGAUGAUUCAGGUGAAUGUUAUGACACUCAUCGAAUAAUUCAAUAUGCCAUACAAGACUACAUACUAAAAACUGUAUCUGCUAAAGUUGGUCAUACGUCAGAAGACUUAACAUAUCCUGAAGAUAUUGUCUUAUCCCGAAUCUUGACCUACCUGACAGGUGUCAUUAGUGUUGAAAAUUAUCAAGACAACGUUGAUAUUGAUAAAAAUAAGCAUUUAAUUAUGGCAGUCGGCCAUACAGAUCAAUUUCGAAAGCAUGUGAAAACAAGUCAACUUUUGCAAUAUCAACUUCCUUACUUAGAAGAGCAGAUGUUAAAUUUAAUCUCCAAAUUUAGCGUGGUUGAUAAAGUGGAGCACAUCACAUUGGAAUCUCUAAUGCAAAUAGAAGGCUUUCAAAAAUGCAAGAUUGAUAAUUGA